CUGGAGAUUAUGUUCAUGAUUUUCACAGGAUCUGGAAGAAAGGGGACAGUAUAUCAGCGUCCAGCGUGGCAGGUGACUGCAAAUGAGACCAGAGAUAGGAUGAGUGGACCGAGAAUCAGAUCCGGAGAAGUGUAAGUCAGAUGUACAGAGUUGCAGGCUCAGAGAUGCUAAAGCAGCCAUUUACACAGGUUUGCUGGAUGAUCGAGUGGCAGUCCUCUGUGCCACUGACAGUGUGCUUAUUGUGACAGUGUGAAUGUAUGUGGACCACUGGGGCGCAGUGUUUUCACUGUGUUUUCACAGCUUGUGUAUCUGACUGAGCGCAACAUGUAGGCUAGGUAGGCCCACAGCAAAGAGCCUGGCCACUGGACCCACGGACCCUGACGCCAAAAUCUGCCGAUUUACGGUCGCCUCGUUUUUUGGCAAAAUGCAAACCGCAUAACAUGUUAUUCAUUAAUUGAUUUAAGCUUAGGAAUCAUUUUUUCCAAUUCGGCAUACAUGUGACAUACCAACUUUAAAUGUUGUAUUUCAUUCUGCAGAGCUGCCACUCACCUCAGCGCAGGAAUAUUAGGAUGAAAGCUGGUGGAAAGGAUGGCAGACAAACAGGUUCAGAUUUUAUAUAUGUAUGUUUAAAACAAACAGCAGAUGUGUGGUGUUUAGCAUGUGGGUGAAGUGAUGUGUCUCUUAGAGUGUGUGAAAUGAAUUUGGUAAAAUUCUGUGAUCAACAGCUGGAUUUUGACAUGGAUGUUGAUGUUAGAUUGUCUCCACAGAGGGUAGAGCAGCCAACAGCAGCCAGCUGCAGGAAUUAGGGACUGCACUGUACCUGUCCUGAUGAUCAGGUCAUGUGAGGUGGAACCAUGGACGGCCAAAAUGCAAAAAGCUGCCCAACCCUGAGGGAUGAUGGAUUCAGAGGAAGUCACACAAAUAUAAACUUAGCUGAUUCUCUGCUAAUGGCUUCAACAGCUCUGACAUGGUACACUACUGUGGAUUACAAAGGUGGAGAGAAGCUGGUGCAACAGUCACAUUUGUAAAACUGAAUGAGGAAAUUAAAAGUGCACAUUGUUUGGAUCACGUUGCUGAAAAAGAGUAGGCGUGCUCGAUCUGUGCCUAUGACACAGGACUAAGUGAGUCAAAUGACAGCAAUGGAUGCAGUAACCAUGUAUGCAGCUAUGUAAGAAGACAACUCUGCAGUGCACAGGUUCAGACAAUCAACACACUGCUGUGAUUCAUGCCACAUAUGUGGGCUCUCAGGGGAACAAGGUGGUUACUCAGCAGAUGAUGUAUACCUGACGGUUCUCUCUGCAUUUGCUCUACUCCUGUAGCACGACAAGCAGCUUUCCAUUUUUUGACAGAGAAAGAGAAGGCAAGAAACAGACUCUGAGUGUUCACCAUGCCUCGGAACCGAGCCUUUUCUGAGCCGGAGUACUCGGCAGAGUAUUCCGCGGACUGCUCAGUGACAUUACCCUCCGACCCCGGGCAGGCGGUGGGACGCACGCACGAGGUCACAGUUCGGAGCUCAGGAUGCUGCCUCUGUCUACCGCGGUUCAUGCGCCUCACCUUUGCACCUGAGUCUCUGGAGAACCUCUAUCAGACCUACUUCAGACGACAGAGACAUGAAACCCUGUUGGUGCUAGUGGUGUUCGCCGCCCUCUUCGACAGCUACAUCAUUGUAAUGUGUGCGGUGGUCUACACCACUGACAAGCUGGCUUCUGUUCUGGUGGCAUCAGUGGGACUGGCAGCAGAUAUUAUCCUCUACCUGCUCUGCCGCUUUAGCCUGCUGCCAGACCGCAUCUCCAGACGGGUGGUGCCCUAUGCCCUGUGGGUGCUUAUAGCAGCUCAGAUAUUCUGCUACCUGGGUCUGAACUAUGCUCGCUUCCACCAGGCUAGUGACACUGUGGGCUGGCAGGCUUUCUUCAGCUUCUCCUUUUUCCUGACUCUGCCUUUGAGGCUGACACCCAUCGUGCUCAUCACUACUGUUUCUUGCGGGGUCCACACCCUGGUUCUGGGCGUCACCAUCGCCCAGCAGCAGCAGGAGAACAUUCAGGGGGCAGCACUCUGCAGACAGCUUCUGGCCAACAUUGUGAUCUAUGUUUGUGCCAUCACUGUGGGCGUCAUGUCGUACUACAUGGCCGACCGGAAGCAUCGAAAGGCCUUUCUGGAGGCGAGACAGUCACUGGAGGUCAAACUCAACCUGGAGGAGCAGAGCCAGCAACAGGAACGCCUGCUGCUCUCCAUCCUCCCAAAGCACAUAGCUGACGAGAUGCUUCAGGACAUGAAGAAGGAGCCCAGUCAGAAAGAGAUGCAACAGUUCAACACCAUGUACAUGUACAGACAUGAAAACGUCAGUAUUCUGUUUGCAGACAUUGUGGGCUUCACCCAGCUGUCGUCGUCCUGCAGUGCACAGGAGCUGGUCAAGCUGCUCAAUGAGCUCUUUGCUCGCUUUGACAAACUGGCUGCAAAAUAUCACCAACUGAGGAUCAAGAUCCUGGGAGACUGCUACUACUGUAUCUGUGGGCUGCCAGACUACAGGGAGGACCAUGCCGCCUGCUCCAUCAUGAUGGGUCUGGCCAUGGUGGAGGCCAUCUCGUAUGUCCGAGAGAAAACCCAAACAGAUGUUGACAUGCGGGUCGGAGUGCACAGCGGCACAGUGCUGGGAGGAGUGCUGGGUCAGAAACGCUGGCAGUACGAUGUCUGGUCCACAGACGUCACUGUGGCCAACAAAAUGGAGGCUGGAGGGAUACCAGGUCGCGUCCACAUCUCACAGAGCACCAUGGAGUGUCUUCAUGGGGAGUUUGAUGUGGAGCCAGGGAACGGAGGUGACCGCUGUGACUACCUGAGGGAGAGGGGCAUCGACACCUACCUAGUGGUUGUUCCUAAAGGACCUGUGGGAAAGAAUGGCAUCAAUGGUGUAAAACUCUCUGUAACCUCUUCCAAUGGAAACUCGCCGCUGUUAAUCAACACCACAGAGUGUAACGGCAGUGCCAACACAGCCUGCACCACACCAGAGGAACCAGAGGAACUGGAUACAAGGGUGGUGAAUCCAUCUUUCCCUAACCCUCGAAGGAGGCUGCGUCUGCGGGACCUGGCUGAGAGGGUGAUUGACGCUCAGGAGAAUGAACAGGAGCUCAACAAACUGCUCAAUGAGGCUCUGCUGGAGAGAGAGACGGUCCAGGCUUUGAAGGGGAAGCACACCAACAGGCUCUCCCUAAGGUUUGUGGACCCAGAGCUGGAGACUCGUUACUCUGUGGAGAAGGAGAAACAAAGCGGAGCUGCCUUCUGCUGCUCCUGUGUGGUUCUGCUCUUUACUGCAGCUAUGGAAGCGCUCAUAGACCCCUGGCUGAUUGCAAACUACAUCACCUUUGCAGUUGGUGAAGUCCUGCUGCUCAUCCUGACAAUCUGUUCUCUGGCUGCCAUCUUCCCCAGAGUCUUUCCCAAGAAGCUGGUGUCCUUCUCCACCUGGAUCGACCACACCCGUUGGGCUCGUAACACUUGGGCCAUGGCAGCCAUCUUUAUCCUUACCAUGGCGGACAUCAUGGAUAUGCUGAGUUGUCUGCCUCAAAUCCCAGAGUCAGGCCACACCACUGCAGCUCCCUCUUCUUCGUCCUCCUCCUCUUCCUCCACCACCACCACCACCACCUCCACCUCCACUUGGUCUGGCCCUGACGGUUGCCUGGGAAACCCUAAAUAUUACAGCUACAUUGCUGUGCUGGCACUGAUGGCUACCACCAUGCUGGUCCAGGUCAGUCACAUGGUCAAGCUCACACUGAUGCUGCUCAUCACAGUGGCCACCGGCAUCGUGAACAUCUACAGUUGGAGGGACAUCUUCGACCGCUAUGAUGUGGCCCGCUUCCAGGACUACAGGUCAUACCUGGUGCCCUCCAAGUUCACAGUGACAAUUAUGGUCUUCAUUAUGAUGGUCAGCUUCUAUUAUUUCUCCCGACAUGUGGAGAAACUGGCCCGCACCCUGUUUCUGUGGAAGAUUGAGGUCCAUGAGCAAAAGGAGAAAGUAUAUGAGAUGAGGCGCUGGAAUGAGGCACUGGUGACCAAUAUGCUGCCCGAACAUGUGGCUCGACACUUCCUGGGCUCCAAGAAAAGAGAUGAGGAGCUGUAUAGCCAGUCCUACGAUGAGAUCGGAGUCAUGUUUGCCUCAAUCCCCAACUUCUCUGACUUCUACACAGAAGAGAGCAUCAAUAAUGGAGGGAUCGAAUGCUUACGCUUCCUCAAUGAGAUCAUCUCAGACUUUGACAGUCUGCUGGAUGAAUCUCAGUUCCGCUGCAUCACAAAAAUCAAGACCAUCGGCAGCACCUACAUGGCAGCAUCAGGUGUCACCCCUGAUGUCAGUAACGGCUACAGCUGCAUGAAGAAGGAGGAGCAGUCUGACAGAGAGCGCUGGCAGCACCUGGCAGACCUGGCAGACUUUGCUCUGGCCAUGAAGGUCACACUCAUGAACAUCAACUACCAGUCAUUCAACAACUUCAUGCUACGCAUCGGUCUAAAUAAGGGCGGAGUGUUAGCAGGAGUGAUCGGUGCCCGCAAACCCCACUAUGAUAUCUGGGGCAACACUGUGAACGUGGCCAGUCGCAUGGAAUCCACAGGGGUGAUGGGAAACAUCCAGGUGGUGGAGGACUGCUACAACAUCCUCAAAGAAUACGGGUUCCGCUUUGUGAGGAGGGGGCCCAUCUUUGUAAAAGGAAAAGGGGAGCUGCUCACUUAUUUUCUGAAGGGAAGAGACAAACAAGGCUCAUUUAUCAACAGCUCCUCUGUCACUCUGCCACACCAGGUGGUGGACAGCUAAGGACCACACUCCUCAGAGGGGGGCAAAGGAGUUACCCUGGCCUGAAUGUAACAGGGUGUUUUACAAUUCAAAUUACAAUGUGAUUGACACACCUCACACACCUCACACACCUGUGGCAGCACACCACACACAUGUUCACCGUCAAUGGAAAGAUAUAUGAGCCAGUACAAUUUGUAUUUGAAUUUGUCAUGUUCAAGUUGAACCACGGAAUUCAGGAAUGAUAGUAAAAGACAGGAGUGCCAGACACAGACGCUACAGAAGAUUAAACAAAUAGAAGUAGAAAUAAUUAGACUGUAUAACAUAACUAGGUGGUAUAGGAUGGCCUCCUGUCAUCAUGUAGCCCAGGCUAGUGAUGGCCACAUGGUUUCUUUCAUGUGCAGCUGCUCAACAACUCAAACAUAAAAAUAAGCACACAAGUAAAUUCUUUGAAAGAAAUCCUGAAUUUUCCUCCAAAUGAGAACUUGUUUGUUGGCACAUUACUUAACAUUUCACUAACUGUAAUGAAAGCCUGUGAUAUGCUGCUAAUUAACAGACACACAGAUCAAACACAGACCGACUCAUUUAAGUGAUAGAGACACUGAAUGUGAUUAAGCAGUUUCAUUAGUAACUGGAGGAUGGAGUCAGGUGGAGGACUGUAGCAUGUUUUCAUAUUCUCCCAUGAUGUGAAUUGUGUCUCCUCUGAAUGGAAACAGUCUCCAGACGUGUUCAUGCUGCAGAUGUGUCACACACAGCUGUCUGCAGAGAAAUCCCUUCAUUACACACUUGUUUAACAUGUGUUUUGUGCUUUGAAUUCAACAUUUCAUCAUGAGGAUGACUAAUUCAAAGUGAUGUCAUUUAAAUACAAUGAUGGGCUUUAUUUCUUUCCAUAAAAGACACACACACACACACACACACACACACACAAACACACACACAAACAUGCACACAUGCACACACAUCUUCUCAGCACAUUAACACUACAUGACUUUUGGAUGCCCGGCCUAAAUUGGACAUUGUUACCCAUCUACAAAAUGCUUUCAGUGUAUGGAGGCCUGACAGGCUGAUCUGACAUCUCUGAUGAGGAAGAGGAUUUGGAAGUGGACCAAUGGGAGGCCAGAAUGUGAUGAUACAGAGUGAUCUGACACCUGCUGCUGCCUGUGUGUGGCUGUGGGUGUGCAGUGCUUAUGCUGUAUUUUUCCACAGUCACAGUAUUGGUUCUCCUUGGUUCUGACAUGGGACAGGUCAGGUCUGUCAGUACUGUGCUCUCCUCUUUGCUCCUGGACCUUGUAUGUCACUGGCUUCUAGAUGUUUGUGUGCCUCAGAGUUGUGUUGAACAUGAAGGACAACUGUCAGUUUUAGAAGAGGGACAGAUGACUCAUGGCAGAGAUAUUUCACACUGAUUGUGGACUGAUAGAAGUGCCUAUCACAGCUGCGAUCACCAUCUUUUAAUUUUAUUGAUCGAUUCCUUACAAGAUUUUCCCUACCAAAGUCCAUUCACGUAGCUGUGAAAGGAUCAUUCCUGUUGAUUACAACUUGGGUUUUAUUUUUGUAGUUCUGGUCAUGAACUCUAUUGGUUAUGAAAACACUACAGGUAAUAGCUGAGACCUGGAAAUACAGUGACCAAUAAAGAACACGUGCAGUCAGGUGGUCAGACAGGCUGUCGGUUGUAAACCUCCAUCACAGUUUAUAGACUCACCUCCUCCUUCUGUACUCUCUGUGCAGUGGGGAAUGAUUAGCAACAUGUCAGAUGCUCUCACUUUUAGUUUAACCUCUGACUAAAGUGUUUCAGUGACUUGAUAAAACUGAUCAAACUGACCCAUUAGACCUAUUUUAGUGAUGUCUUAGAGAAGCCACAAAGGAUGCUCACUGUAAUAAACUGAGAUUUUCAUUUAACUGCAUGAUGGUGAUGUGGAAAAGAAGGCUGUUGGGAAAACAAAAUAAUUUAAAGUCAAUUUAGAAAGUGAUUUAUUUCAUGAUGUAAAAGGGCGACAGUUCAAACACAGGACGUUGAACUCGCUGCAGCAUUUCCAUUUUUUGCUAGAUGUGAAUUGAUUCCAUCUCCACCUGGUAUUAACAUUUUAAAUAACUUCUUGCAAACAUUUGCUUAUCUGUAACUUGUUAUCAGGUACAGUGAGGUUUAGAUGACCUUCAAACUUCACUCAGAAUGGGGCCAAACUGUACACAUGUUGUGUACAGCUGGCUGAGAUCUGACCACAGCUUGAGCCAGAUUCUUUGUGUAUAUAUAUUUUAAUGAACAGGUGUUCAUGAUCCAGAUGAGUUAUCUAGAUCCAGAUCUCAUGUUAAUACCAGGUAGAAAUUAGGUCUCACUUUUCUAGUGAAUUCUGGUUUGAAGUUGGUUGUCUGUGUGUCUUUUCAGUCUUUGCUUGCUUGGUCUUGUAAAGGGACGCAUGAUCCCAUUACAUUACAUUAGCAUGGACAUGUACAACAGACAUAUACAGGGUUCUGCAUAUGCUAAUAUGUUUACACUUGCAGUUAGUGGAUGGUGAUGGUCUAUGAAGUCAAGAGACCUAAGAGACCUGGGCAGAUGAAAGAACUGACAUCACUUGAACUAAUGUGGCUGUGUGGACAUAUACAUAUAUAUAUAUGUAUAUAUAUAUGUAUGUGUAUGUAUUUGUGUGUGUGUGUGUGUGUGUGUGUGUGUGUGGUGUGUGUGUGUGUAUAUAUAUAUAUAUAUAUAUAUAUAUAU
Molecule: messenger RNA, 7478 nt
Organism: Lates calcarifer (barramundi perch)
Lineage: Eukaryota; Metazoa; Chordata; Actinopteri; Centropomidae
Gene: adcy3a
Product: adenylate cyclase 3a
Exons: 21
Coding region: 1388-4792 (1134 amino acids)
Biological process (GO): intracellular signal transduction; cAMP biosynthetic process; adenylate cyclase-activating G protein-coupled receptor signaling pathway
Cellular component (GO): plasma membrane
Molecular function (GO): adenylate cyclase activity
Source: RefSeq, a predicted model, not a curated record